Molecule: messenger RNA, 10112 nt
Organism: Drosophila gunungcola (fruit fly)
Lineage: Eukaryota; Metazoa; Arthropoda; Insecta; Diptera; Drosophilidae
Product: band 4.1-like protein 4
Exons: 16
Coding region: 892-4773 (1293 amino acids)
Cellular component (GO): cytoskeleton
Source: RefSeq, a predicted model, not a curated record
CGUCGCACGUAACGCACGUUGCAGCGGAAUUACUUGGCUCUGAUUCUAUUUCGGAUCGCAAUUCGUUUUAAGUUUGGGUUUCGGCUUUAGCCGGCGUCUCGGUGUUUCGGAUUUCUCGGUCGGUUGGGUCCGCUUGAUCGGUUGGCCAACUGCAAACUCAGCGGUUUUUCGGGGCCUGCAUUCGGCAGUUUGCUCGCCUGGACUCUGAACUCUGACCUCAGAACGAACGCCUAGACAAUCAACUUCUGUGACUCCAAACGGGCACUUUUUAUGACGGUCCCUUGACCGAUUCUUAAAAACAUCAACGCAAGAAUAUAUCAAACAAAAAAGUUAAAUUUUGCUUUUUUUGUUGCCGGUUUUCGGUUUUUCGCAUUUCGUAUUUCGCAUUUCUUGAGCUUGUCGACGUCGUGUGCGCGGUCUUCAUAAAUAAUACAAGAGUGAAUUUUGCGAACGACUUGCAAAUAAAUAAGCAUUUACGCUUUUAUUAUUGCCCGGCGUGUUGUGUGCUGUUGUUGUUGGUGGUGAAGAGUGUGUGUUUUUUGGAGCAGGAGUUCUGCGGAAAUCGCUCCCAUGUGGCGCAAAACCGGAGGAAUAAAAUAAAACCGAACCAAGGGUUCUCCACUUAAAAAAUCAUUUUUGCAUACAAUCAACAUCUAGCCAUAAAAGUGUGUUCGUUCGUCGUCCCCAUAAAUAUUUCGGGAUCCGCUGCUCUGAUUUGUGUGUGCUGAUAAGCCGGUGAUUGCAAGGCAUAAAAAUCCAGCAACGAGUACCAGCCGAGUUCGAAAAAACCACCAUAAAGAUAUCUCAAGCAGAAAAUGUCCAACAGUCUAGGUGGCAACGCGGCGUACACUUAAUCUUGUCAAGGGGACAAAACGCAAGGCUAAAACAAACAUGAACUGCCUUUGUCGCCCGUCACGGAUUAUGUCCGUGCGCAUUAAUUUGCUGGAUGAAACCGAGUUUAUACACGAGAUCAAGGAUGAUUUGCCGGGCCAGGCUCUGCUGGAUGUCGUCUUUGCCAGGCUCAAUUUAAUCGAGACCUCAUACUUCGGCAUACGUUUUGUAGACGAGGAGAAUCAGACGCACUGGCUGGAUCCUGCGUCUCGUAUUUCGCGACAACUCAAGCCCAAGUCGGACCCAUAUGACUUGUAUUUCGGCGUCAAGUUCUAUGCUGCUGAUCCCUGUAAGCUGCUAGAGGAAAUAACUAGGUAUCAACUUUUUCUGCAAGUCAAACAGGAUGUUCUGCAGGGACGACUGCCUGUGGCCUUUGAACUCGCCGCCGAACUCGGAGCCUUUGUGGUGCAAUCCGAGUUGGGUGACUAUGAUCAGCGGCGCCACUCGAAAGGCUAUGUGUCCGAAUUCCGACUUCUGCCAAACCAGAGCAACGAGCUGGAAACCCGCGUCUCUGAACUCCAUCAGCAGCUAAAGGGAAUGUCGCCCUCCAGUGCCGAACUUAACUAUCUGGACAAAGUCAAAUGGCAUGAUAUGUACGGCGUGGAUUUGCAUCCCGUUCUGGGCGAGGACAGCGUGGAGUAUUUCCUGGGCUUAACUCCUAGCGGGAUUGUCGUGCUGCGCAACAAGACGACGGUGGCUCAUUACUAUUGGCCGCGCAUUGCCAAAGUUUAUUAUAAAGGACGCUAUUUUAUGCUCAGGAUAAGCGAUAAAAAUAAUGAGCUAAGCACCUACGGAUUCGAGACGCCUCGCAAAUCGGCCUGCAAACAUUUGUGGCGAUGCUGCGUGGAACAUCAUGCUUUUUUCAGGCAGGUGCGAGUGGCCCCUCUGCCCAGCUCGCAGUCGCAUGCCGCCGAUUUGUUCCAACUGGGAUCGCGCUUCAGGCACAGUCGCCCGGACAAGCUUACGGAGAAGGAUGCACUUUCCGCCGGACGAUCGCCGCCUGCCUUUACCCGUACUCCUUCAAAACGCCAGCCGCGCCGCGUGAUUGAUGACUUUUUUAACAGCCAAAGCAAUGGCAAUGGAAAUGGAGUGGCAGCAUUAGGUGGAGGAAGCCACAUGGGCAACAGACCUCUUCCUCAACCCGGAAUGGGCACCAUCUCCAACAACUACGACAGUCCCUACCGCUCCACGUAUAGUAUACCCACCAGUUUGGGGAUCAGGCCCUGCCAUCAGCAGCAGCAGCAGAACAACAACUCCAGCAGCUACAACAACAACAGUGGGAGCAACCUGCAAACACCUGACUCACCGCGAAGCACACGAAGUGCUCCCUGGCCCCGAUCCCAGCAAAGAUCGUUGUUCGGCCACAAUCCUUCGAGCCCGCGAUCCGUGAGAUCUGCCAGCACAGCGGGUGGCGGACUGCACCACCAUCACAGCCACCACAGCCAUGGCCACGGCACCAGCCACCAUCCACACCACCAAUCCUCCGCGGCGGCGGCCACCUCCUCAUCAUCAUCGCACCACCAACACCGGCAGCAGAGGGCCAACUCCUCAUCCGCCUCACAUCAGCAGCAAAGAUACCGCUCCAGUUCCGUUGAGAGCCACUCCUCCAACGACUCAAGGUCCACAAGAAAACAUAAGCACCGCCAUCGUCGCACUUCUGACAAUGAAAGCGAACUUUCAAGAGGAUCCGGCCGCUCUGGAAGAUCGGGACGUUCGCAUCAUAGAAAGCAUCGCAGGUCGCAUCGGCAUCGACGGGAUUCGGCUGGAGGAUCGGAUCAUAAUAGCACCCGUGGGCGCAGUUACUCCGGUCAUCGAAGCUCCUCGAUGAGGAGUGGUAGUGCUGAGCUUAUUGACUCCACCUCACAAUGGAGGGAGGUUCAAAGGCGCCAGGCCGAGGCCAGUUUGGGCCAGAGUUCCGUUCAACAGGCGGCAGUUUCCAAGAGCAGCAUGGUGGCCAGGAGCCUUCACAGCAACGAUAGUCAUUCGGAUACCCAUUCGCAUCACAAGUCCAGAAGGCAUCGCAAGAACAAAUCCCCAUCGGAAUCACGCAGUCGCAUGUGGAAUAGCGAAUUGGCGAAGCACCUGCAAUUCGAUCUGGUGGACACGGAGGGCAUGUCGGAGCAGCAGCUGCGCGAGAUCCCCUACACGGUGGUGGAGACCACCUCGAAGAGGUCCAACUCCAACCUGAAGAUCCACAAGAGUAACAGCAAGAGUAGUGUGGGAGCCAAGAGCACGGGUUCGGGCAACACCAUCACCAAUGGCAGUGGUUCAGGGAACACGGGUCAGGCCAGGAAUCGUGUCGAUCGAAUAAGAGGACUUUACUAUCAAAGCUCGCAUCCGCACGAUACUAAUGGAGGAACGGGAACUGGUGGGCAAGCACCCAAAAACGGAUCCAUACGAUCGGCCAGUACGAUUUCUUCUAGGGAGUGCGAACGGAAUAAUGGUUUAGUUAGAAUGAUGUCCAGUAUGAGCAUGGGUGAUUUUAUCUCGCCCACUGGCUCCAAUCUGAGUCCUUUGGAGAACUCAGCGUUGAGAGUUUCCCAUGAGCACACUGACUCAGGUCUGGGAGCAGAUCAGGACUAUGCUUAUUCAUCGGAAAGAUCCAGCGACAGCACCCGCUAUGGCACCAACAAAUCGUCGGGCGCCUCGAGCGGAUCGCACCGGAAGUCGGGCGGCAGUGCCGGCGGCAACUACAACAACCUGAUGCAGCAGACCGUGAGUAACCAGCAGCAGCAGCAGCAGCGCUCGCUGUUCGCCCAACAGCAGCGCCAGCAGCAGCAGCAGAAGAGCACCUACAAAUCGCCAUCGGCCACUAACCCGGGCAGCCAGAGUUCCUCGGGACUGGCGCCUGUCCACAAUCCGAGCAACCCCAGUCAAAAUCCCCACAACGCUACUAACUCUAAUCACCAGUCGCCGGCCAAUCGCCUGCUCCACUACACGACCUUUGAGAACAACCAGUACAAGUUCAGUCUGAACAAUGCACUGGCCAAGAGUUCCAGGGGUUUUAUGAGUGGUGGAGGAGGCAGCAUUAGCAAUCUUGCCGGGAGUGUGGUGACAUCUAGUAUCGGUGGUGGUCCAGGCUUAGGUUCUCAAGGUGGUGGUGGUGCUAUCAGCCGGCAACGCAGCUUUGUGGAGUGGCCCAGCAAUCCGGCCUCGCCGUAUUACUACCAAGGUCCUUCGACUCAAGUGGCGCAGGUUAAGCGGCGGGAUGCCAAGUCGGAUAUUGGGGUGCCCACGAGACGGCUCUCAGGGCAGAGUUUGACCAAGACGCAGCUGCUCUCGGGCGGCGGGCAGUCCCAGUUGACCAAUGCGGGCUGCUAUCCCUUGCACUAUGCCAGCAGCAAUGUUUCAGGUGUGGGCCACAAUCGUCCACUGGGUCAGAGGUCGGGGGGCAGUGGCUCCUUCGCCGGAGGAGGAAGGGGUUUCGGCCUCCAGCCUGCCAAAUCAGAUCUCUUCUUGUCCUACAUACACGGGGCGGAGUACGAAAGGCCCUACAUAUACAACUACAAGAUGCCACAGAUGCCGGGUGGCGGCGGAGCAGGGGGUUCCCCGAAACAACAAACCACCGCUUACCACAUUUCUGGAUCACAGACCGCAGAUCCGCCGCCACCGCCUCCGCCACUUUAUGGCGGCACGGCGCCCGCCAACGAUGUCAUGUACUAUCAGUUUGACAAAGGUACCGCCGGCGCUUCUCCUCCGGCGACGACGACGACGUCAUCGCCGCCCAUUGUCCAGCAGCCGCGGCAAACGGGCGGUCCAUUAGUGUAUCUGCAACAUGGCCAGAAUGUUGUAGCUGCCUCCGAGGUGCAGCAGCAAACUUUUGUGCAACUUGUCUUUCGUUUGCCACUCCAUUGUGUUGCAUGUUUGUGUUCCGCGCCUUAAUUGAAUCCGUAUUUCACAGGCAUUAUCGCAUUCCCCGGCCAAAGUACUUAGUCUGUAUGUUUUUCCUUUUCUAUAUUUUCGGUUUGUAUUUCUAAAGAGUGCUAGAGACUAGUGUGUAGAGUGUAUCCGUAUUUGCACAAGUGUAAUAAGUAACUGAAGCUUUUAUGUUGAUUAUUUCGUGAGACUCAUUGUGCACACAGUACAGACAGUGGGUGGUGUCCUCAUUUCCCCCGAAUAAAAGGAAUCCUUAUCGCAUACACACUCCAUCCCGAAGGACUUGUGUAUGCCGGGGCUUAUCAAAAGGGCAAAAACGUAAAGUUGCCGUUUUCCCAGCUGUGGGUUGCAGCGAAAUUUAAUUAACUUAAAUUUAAGGCGUGAGAAAGCCACUUUUGAGCACUUGAAUUUUCAUGGAAUAGUUCAUCCAGUCUUCGCCAGACAUCUGCCCAUAUAUUCCUAACUUAAAAGUAUGCUAUGUAUGCUUGCAAAAGCAAAAGUUUGCCCAAUUUCACGCAUGCCUAAUUAACAACUGAAAUAUUUCAACUAAUUUCAGCUGGAGCGCAAAUAAAUUACCCGAAAAAUAAAAGGCCAUAAAGACAAAAACCCCUGCAAUAAAAGAGAAUAAAUAAUAAGCAACUAUUUGCGCUACAUUAUCCAAGUUUAUAUAACAGACAGGACCUCAAGUCCUGCCUCCUUCGCUUGUGGACUGCCCAAGCAAAUAAUUUCAGCCAAAGUUGAUGGCACAAAAACAGAAAUGCUUGCGAUUCUAAAAUAAAUUCUGGGCCAGCUUCCAGCUUCCAAGCUCCCUCGACCGGGUCACACGCAUGUGUGUAUAUUCCAUAUAUCCAUAUAAAUAUAUAUACGAGUAUAUCCCAAAUGGAUAGAGAAACAACAACAACAGGGAGUACGAGAGUACAUAGAAACAUUUUCGAAAUGUUUGGCAUAAUUUUGCUAUAAAAUAAAUUUUGCAAAAUUGUUUUUCCUAAGCUGGGUAGAGCAGCUUAGUGAAGAGCGAACCAAGAAACGAAGAGUACGCCUGAAAUGGUAGCCAACGCAACGACAUCAGCAAGGACAUCAAAUAAAACAAGCAAAUCAAAAAUUAUGACAGCACAGCAAGGGGCAAAGGCAGCCAAAGGAAUAUGCCAAACACGGCAUCCUGCGGCAGGGGAAAUUAUACUCGCAAAAAUAAAGAGUUCCGAAUGUCUGGCAUACUCUUCCGGCCAAAGGAAAAAUUUUUUUUAUUCAGAGGUGCUUCUUAAAGCCAACAAAAAAAAAAGAAUUAAAAUUAAAAUUAAAAAUUCGUAGGGUCUCUCAAAAAAACAAAUUAAAUAUGAUUCUAUUUUGGGUUUUAAAACUAACUUAACAAGGCUGUUAAAUGUAAAAGCGGUUUUUCUUAAAUGCUUUUAAUAAGCUGAAGGUUUGCCAAAAACAUGUUUUAAAACUAAAGAAAUAAAAGAAUCAUAGAGAGACGUGUACACCAGGUAACAAAUUAAAUAUGUUUUAAGAUAUUUGUCAUGUGUUGUUAAAUAACUUAUUAUGGCUAGGAAAUACCAAUGCAUUGAUUCUUAUUAUGGCUAGGAAAUAUCAAUGCAUUGAUUCUGAAAUGCUUUUCAGAAAAUAAUUUCAGAACUAGAGAAUUUGAAGAGUCAUUAGAAAAGUGUAACAUUAAAAUUUUAAUCCUGAAACUUACAUAAUGUUUUCAAAGUAAAUAAAACGUUUUCAAAUCUAAAAAUGGUAUCUGUUAUAGACAACAAGAAUAGUGGGUCUUUAAGUACAUAAUUAGCUUUAAAAUCUAAAAUUUAUAUCUGUUUAUAAACUAUAUCUAAUUUUGCUGAGCCUAAGGAACUUUUCUGUUUUAAGUGUACUAAGAUAUGGGUCUAGGGACACCAUCUUGGCCAGGCCAAAGUGGAAAAGUGCGCAGCCAGCGGCCAAGAGACAAACGCCAAUGCUGACAACCCAAAAGGGGGGGCGGAGGAUAAGGGGCGUGGCUGGGAUGAGGUGGCCAUGUCCUCGCCCCAAAAAGCAGUUAAGUCAAUAAAUUUACUGAUUUAAUGUGGCAAAAGUUUCGAUUGUUGUUGUCUCUGCCAUUUGCUGUGUUGUUUCAAGGGUUAGGAGUUUUUGCCGGCGGCGAAGAGCACAUCGACUGAUGGGUUUUUCCCUAGUAAAACGCCUGCAGUUGUUAUUUUAUCCAUUGCCAUUGCCCGGGCGGUUUUCGUUUUAGUGGCCCCAAGGAACACACCACACUUGGCCAAAUCCUAACAAAUGCUAGAUUAACACAAUUGGCAAACAAUAAAGGCAACAAACUUAUAGGGCUUUAAGCGAUUGCUUAUUGUCGGUAGCGUCUUUAGUGGGAGAAAAAAAGAGACAUAUUGAGUGAGUUGUUCAGUAAUUGGAAAUCAGCAUUUUAACUUAAAUAAAUAUUUUGCCUAUUUGACAAACACGUCAUUUAAUUGAAGCGGAUUGAAGAGUAAAGGUUAAAGGCCACAUAACGUUAUGACAGCCAUAGUCAACAGCAUAAAAUAUUAAAUUUAGAAAACAAUGCCCAGAGUAAACAAUGACCGCAGCAAAAAUGCAUGCAUCAUAACUCGAAAAAAGUCGCGAACAAAAAACUGUUCAUAAAAUAUAUGAAAUUGCCAAUUGAUUUAUUUGCAGAAAACAUUUCUCCAUGUCAAAUAGUUCGGAAAAUGUAAAAAAUGAGUAGCAAAGGGAAAACUUUAAACAAAUACUCUUUUAUUUAUGCUGCAUCCCGUGUAUGAUUGAAUUAUUCAUCACGUAGACAAUUAAAAAUACUUGAUGAGGUAUGGGGCAAUGGGAAUGGCGUUUUUCCGACUCUAAACGUCCCAUUGUCUUUUGACCUGCGGGCGGCAGAUGGCAUAUUUUUAUGCAUUUUUAUUUAAAAUGUUUUAUGCAUAUCCGGGAAAAAGAAAAGGGCUGGAAAACUGAUGGUGGAGUAGAAAAAAAAAUAUAUCGUAGGUAGGUAGUAAUUAUCUUUGAUAGUAACAGUUGCCAGACGAGGUGGUGACCCAUCCAUUUCCAUGUCUCUGACACUGGAAUCGUCCUGUUUCCCUUGAAUGUAUCCGCGUGUUAAUGAACGGGGCGUUUGACACUGGGCCACAUUUAUGCCAGACAAUUUGAUGCAUUAGCGUGUGCUGUGUGUUUUUUGGCCAUGGGCGUGUUGCCCAAUUAAGACACACACAAACACACACUCUUCUUGUAUGAACACACACACACCCAUAAACGAGGAGGAAAAUUAAUUAAAUUCCUUGGCUUUGGUCUGGCCAAACGCUCUUCAAGUUUGUUUAUGCAAUCUUGUACGUGUUUCCAUUAGGCUACAAUUCAAAGUUCAUUAUUGAAUGGAAGUGGGCGAGGCCUAGAAGAUAAACUUCCCUCCUGCGGCAACAAAUACGAUUUUCAAGUUGAAUGCAAUUUUAAUUAAUAGAAAAUCAAACAAACUUUGUAUGUACUAUGUGUAGUAUAAAGAUAUACAAAACAAACUUCUGUUCUUGUGCUACAAAAAGCAUAAGCCGCCAGCACACAAAGGCCGUAAGCUUAAGUGAGUGAAGGAUGCUGGGUACUUAGACCCAUGAACCAUUCGAGUGUGUUUGUGCACCUUUCUGAUUUCAUUUACAAAUGAAUCUCACUCGCCGGAAGCCAUUUCCCAUGCUAAAUUUACCUGCUUUCCCUGGCCUUCUAUGUUCAUAUGUUGACUUUUGGCAAAGAACUCGCCAUCAUAAAGGCAUCAAAUGGGCUACAACGAACGUGUCUUGGGCCAAAUUGAAUGAGCUUUUAAGUGUAUUGAGCCAGAGACAGAGCCGAGUCCCAUUCAAUGCGAUUAGUUACCGCACAUGUUUGCCGCCUAAAUAGCUUAAUACCUGGCUUAAAUGCAAAUCGGGAAAAGUAUUUACUUAUAUUUUUAACUGAUUAGGUUCGAGUGUAGGCCACCUUUGAGUUUAAGCUUUGAUAAAUAAAUCAAACUGUAAAAUCAUACUGAAUUGGAGUGCAUUGCACUUGCAAUAAAAUAUAAUUGGCCAAUUAAAAAUUAACGGAAAGACUAUCUUCAUCUAACCAAUCAUAAAAUAAGCAAAUUUGUUUUUAGUUCUUCAUGGUUUUUUUUGUUUAAAUACUUUAAAGAUUAAGUAGAUUUAUCUAAGCUUGUCCUGAACUAUGAGAGUUUACUAUACAAUUGUAACAUGGUUGAAAACUGAAAGUUUCAUUUGUUUUAAUUUAAAAAUAAAACUUUCAAUCUCGGGAUAAAAUAGAUAAUGUUUAACAAACAUCAUAGCAAAAAUCGGUAUUAAAUAUGGCCAUAAUUUCUUCGUGCACUCCAACUUUGAAAAUCACUUUGCAACGCAUUAAACUUCCUAUUCAUAAAUCAAAACAAAAUGAGGAAACUUGUUUCCGAACAUAUUUUAAGUUUGUAUUUGAAGAGGCUCUUUAAAGAGCCAUCGGUAAACUAACCCCUGGAACAACAGGGAAAGAAUCGCUAUUCGCUGUGCAAUCAACAGAAAACCGCAGGGUGUGUGGCGCAUAUCGAAUGUGUUAGUGGGCGAAGCUCCCUCGAAACCAAUCCCAAUCAAAACCCCCAUUUACCUGCCUUUUGCUGGCCACCUGUGCACGUGGUUUGAUUCCAAUGGUCAGCUGUUUGACCGCCGGGGCUUUUAUUAGCGUUACCAUUGGCUUUUGCAUUUGGUAUUGUUGAUUCCGGGCCUUGUUAUUCGACUAUUUUGCGUGUAAUUAAAAUUUUGCAGGGCCCACUGCCCACGACCCCAAUGAUAAAUUCAUAAACUGCUGGAACAGGGGUAUUUUCUCGUUGCUGUUUGUAAAUUAAUGAAAAUACUAUAAUAUUUUGUCAAUAUUUUCAUGAUUGAAAUAUUAUUUACGUAGUCGGAAUUUUCGAUAAAUAGCAUGUGUUUGUGUUUUGCCUGUGCAAGUAUUAUGAUAGUCCUGAAUGUUAUGUUAAAUUAGUAGGUCUCUAAUAUUGUGAUAAACAACUAGAUGUGUAAGUUGCAUGCCCCGUUUGUGCUAAUGCUACUUAAGCUACUGAACUACUGAAUAGAGUGUGAUUAGUGUACCCUGCAAGAAAGCUAAACCUUGUUUGUAUUUUCAAACCUCACCAACAAACCCCGUACAACCCCAAAACCACCCCAACAAUUUGGAUUCGAUUUGCGUAAACCUGAAAUGCCUGAUACCUGAAACCAGACGCUCUCGAAUGGGUCGCAGUCCUGCAGCGAAGAGGACGAGGCCAUGAUUGUCCUGGAGGCCCUGAAAAUGGAGGCGCAGACCACCAACGAUGAGACCGAAGAUACCGAAGAUGAGGCCGCCGAGGCGGAGGACAUGUUUGA